CAGCAGCAGCAGCAGACCUCGAGCCGCUGCUGCACCUACUCCAGGCCGAGGUACCUCUACCACCCCCGCGAGCGGGCCGAACAGGGGGACCAGGCACUCGCGAAGGUCUUCGAGGGGGAACAACGAGGAAGCGUCCGCGGCUGAUUCGGUUUCCCGGAGGCGAGGGCUCUUCUCCUCCAUCACGAACGCGUCCUCUGACGACAGACCAAGGCCUCAAUCCUCAUCGGUGCCCAGAAGUGGCCGUCGACAGCCGUGCGGCGACAACGGCAAGGGCAAGCCCAGCUACGACGACGUGUACCGCCUAUCCAUCGGCACCCUCGAACGAGCUCCGGCCGUGGGCAGCAGCAGCAGCAGCAGCAGCAGCAGCCAACAAAUCAGCAGCAGCAGCAGCAGCCAACAAAUCAACAUCAGUUCUUCAGCAUGGGCGGGGCAGAUGGGACGCCGGUGGUGGCCUGGAUCGGAAAGAUCGGCGUCGGAACGAGGAGCGGAGGGGCGCGCGGCCCAGCAAGCGAAGGAGGCCGGGCUGGUGUCCGCGGGCGGGGCAUCGACUAGAAGGUCGUCAGGCGGUGGUAGUUCCAGCCGCAGAGCUAGCAGCGGUGGUGUCGACGGUGAUAGCGGUGGUGGUGUAGGCACCCUGAGCAGCGGCGAUGGCAACAAUUCGUUUUUCGGUCACGGGGACGAAGCCGAAGAUGACGAGGACGAUAGUGACGACUGCGACGGGGCUACCUCCCAACGAAAACGGCUGCAGCACGGGUGCUGCCUUUGUGUCGGCGUGGCGUGGACGGCCGCGCUUCUCCUUUGCCUCGCAAGCGGGGGGUCCACCGCGUGGGGGCGCGGCGAGGCCUUGGAGGCGGCAGCCGCCUGCGCCUUGCUCGGGGCCGCGGUGCUCGCGGCGAUAGCGUUGUGCUUAGGGCUGCCGACGUGGUCGCGGAACGAAGACAUGGACAGCGAGUGGUGCUGCUGCUGGUUGUGGAGGAGGGGGGCCGACGAAACGGACGACGAGGGGGGUAAGCUGGCGCACGUCGGCGGGGUAACGUACCUGGCGAUCUAAUGGCUCAUCAUGCGAUCUUGUUCCACUCAACGCUUACACUCGGAAAGCGGGAAAGGUUGGACGUGCCGGUGCUUGGCGGGGCGCCGCCGUUUUCAAAAGGUUUUAGUUUGGUUUGGAAUGCGUGAAGCGCUUGGCGUUAAGGGCUACCGGUUGCAUUUGACAGCGGGGUUCGAAUCGCGCACAUCAUGUAAUACAGUUUUUUCCCACUAUCAGUUUGUGUUCUUUCAAUUGGAACAAAGAACACAACGUAUUGACGCUUCCGCAAAAGAGGGGCGUGUGUUGCCUAGAGCAGCUUGCGUCGGUUGACAAGUUCACUUUUCCUAACUAGGCGAAGUUUGUAGAUGUUGUUUCCCAUACGGGAUGCAACGUAACAUCUGUACGUGUUGGGCAUUGUGUCGUCGUCGUCUUGGAGCAGCCGUUACUUUCUUUCUCUUGUAGUGGUGUGGCAGGCUUUCCGGUAUCAAGCUGGAGUACGUAGCUGGAGGUGACACGGUCCUGAAGACGUUCAACGGGAGUGGGUAAGCUGGAGUUUUGCCUGUUUUGGCACCGUUUGCCACUCGUCGUGCACGUUGCAUGGAACACGGUACGGAGGCAAUGCCCCCUGACGGCCUGUCGAAGGUUCGGUACAUCACUUGACCGGUUGUUUAUUUGUGCACCAUUGUACGUGCGUUUUCCGCUUCAGCUCGGCGACUUCUUUAGACUAGAAUCUCUAGGCUUCUUUGGCACAAGGGGGCGAACGACCCGACAUUCUUCUACAUAGCAUGGGACGAACCGUGGCGUGGAUAUUUACAUAUUGCACAUACACCUGAAAUGUAAUGAUAUACUGAGGGAAAGAGUGGACGAAUGCCACCUGACACGGGUGGACCCAUGUUGGUCUUAGAUUUCGUGGGAGUUUCAUUGGAACAGCAUGGCUAUGUAUUGGGUGAUUACGUUCUUCACCUCUUGGCGUUUUUCGCUUUGAAUGGUUUGCGGGGACAUGUGCAAGGGUGAUUUGUGCUUUGUAGCGUCUGUUUUUUGUGUUUGCUCGAGGGCGGAGGCUUGAGCUCCCCCCCACGAUCGAAUCUCAGCGUUUGUUGUGACGUGUGCUGGAACGGUUCUGGACUUGCAUCCAUGUGCUGGGUAUGGUGUUUCGAAAAACAAAGGGUAUCUACGUGUGUGUGUGUACUAUUGUAGGGCGCCGAGCGAGGCGUUGGUUGACGUACACCCAUUGUUGACUUCGGAUGUCGUUGUCGUUGUUUUGGUCUUUGUCCGAGAGACAGACCAACUCACUGACUCUGCUGCUGUACUCUGUACCCCGGUUCGAGUUCCAUCUGUUGUUUCCCCUUAUUUCCUCUUGCGGAUGCUUGGGUUUAAGUCCGAAACGGCGCGGCAAGUAUUUCCAGCGCCUUCCGUGGUGCGAGAAGUAGUAGCAGACACAUAUGUUGCCGUCUGCCGUCCCAUGAUACAGUAGUUUUUUUGUGUCUGGAAUCGGAUUGUUCGCUAGUGCUACUGUAGCACGCACUCCUGGUUUUUGUUAUGGCAUUAUGGCAUAUUCUUCUCUAGACUGUACGCUUUUUUUGGGCUAGCUUGUCGCCACGGGCACUCGUUUGUUUGCACUCUCAAGGGCAGAGAGAGAGAGAGGAUCAACUCGAUUGUGAAGGUCAGGGAGGGAUGUUUUGAAUGUAUGACGGAAAUAACGACCACUCAACCAAGCCCACUCAUCAUGUUCAUCAUGUACAAUGUAGUUAUCGUGUUCUAUGCUCUUGUUUUCAAGUCCGCAGUGUUGACACGGUUCUCAAUCGACCACUGAGAGUGCGGCACCUGGUUUCCCUCUCGUAAGACUAGAACCUCGCGGUAAGGCAGACACCGCAGUGCUCCCGUUGAAGGAGCGGGGGGAAAAUGCGAGAACGAGGUCGCCGUGAGCGCCCCUCACGAAGACGGCGUGCCCAAACGACGUCAACGUUGGUCGCGAUUAACGAUUGAUGUUUUCGGUUUAAGGCAGUGCCUCAGCUGGUGGUUCGUUCCAGGGUGCAUGUGUGACCUGGAAAGCGUCCUGCUGUCUGCGGCCCUUGUUUUAAUCGCUAGGACGGGCGGACAGGGGUUUCAAAGCCACUCCGAUGUUGCAAGUUUAACCUGGCCGUGUCGCCCGCAACUACUUGAAUGCAUGACGGGGCGAUUUUUCGGAAGAGAUUCGCCACGAAAAGCAUGUGCGGGAGGGGAGGGCACCUACUUAUGUGAUAUGGGCCGAGGCUCAGAGUACCUGCACACGCGUUUGGCGGUUUCGCGUGUAGCACCCUCUCAAUUCCAGUGGGCACGAAAAAUGUUGCUGGCUGAAAGUGCGUCAGUGACGGAUAACAUAGACUAUUUCUAUGUCGUUGACAGGGACUGAAAGACGACGUUGCCGCCUGUGGAGGCCUGACGUAAAUACCUGCGAUUUGUUCACCUGCAGUGUUGACCCAAGAGUUCUGUACACAUCGAUUGUGAAGUGUACACAAGUGAAGGUGGCUUGAUCGGGUGCACCUACAAAGCACCUCAAGCACUUCACGUGACGUGCGCCAUCAUUUUCUUGCCCGAGAAAAAGUGGCGUGGUUAUUCCUGAAUCCCCGACGAACGAAACAUUUCUGAGACAGACGUUUUUGAAGGGGUGCUGUUACCACCCACACGUUACGCACAAGUUCAAAUGUAUUGCAAAUAUUAGUAUUUACCAGGCAGCCAAGGGGUAGCUUAGACUUGUGUGGGUUGGGUUUGUGUGGGAUAGUUUUGGUGGUGGGUCUUAUCCUACUUCCUGCAAUAUGAUUCGUCGGUAUGUUCACAAUACAAUGUAUACAUAGCUGUGCAUAUGUUUGUUGUUGUUGUUGUUGUUGUUUCUCACAUUAGCUCUAUAGGCUAGUAGCCCACAAAAAAUGGUGAGCCCGUGGUCUCAAAACCCGGCACAUACGACGCCGCGGGGAAACAAAACAAAAAUAGGGUACAAACCACUCGGAAAAAGAAAAUACGUGUGUCAGUGUCUCUCCCCCACUCUCUGCCGCCACCCACCACCCACAUUGUCUGGAAUGCGACAUACCAGAUAUAUAUAUAUAGAGUAAGGACGGGUAUUAAGGACCCCUUAAGGCACCCCCCACUUAGGCAGCUUGUUCUCUGGUUUCAAGAUGAUUCAUGAAGAGAUCAAGGUAUCAUACGAUAGCCUAUAACAUAGACUACAUGACAAAGAAAGAAAAAUUGAAAAAAGUGAAGUUGGCGAGUAUAGAUAGACCUUGAAGUAUACCUCACGUUCUAGGUAAAAUUUGGGUCAAAAGGAGGGGGGGGGGUAUUAAGGACCACUUUCCGGUAGUGGCCGGAUACGCACGUUCUAAAGCGUUCCACGACCUGAAAUUUGGUACACAGGCUCUUAGUAUGACGUAUGUUCGAUACAAAAACAAUAAAAUAAAAUGGUGCACACCCGGGGACAAAAUGCCCAUAUCCCCGGUUUUUCGGCCCAGUUUUGAGGAACGGAAUAUACCCCUUUUGGGUGGUACUGCGUGUUCUCUUGCCUUGAAACCAUGCAAACGUAGUAA
This is a messenger RNA of Ectocarpus sp. CCAP 1310/34, 4584 nucleotides long. NCBI's taxonomy places the organism in Eukaryota, Phaeophyceae, Ectocarpales, Ectocarpaceae. The record is from the annotation of a GenBank genome assembly.